This is a messenger RNA of Coniophora puteana RWD-64-598 SS2, 1098 nucleotides long. RefSeq lists its product as uncharacterized. The transcript has 6 exons. The record is from RefSeq and is a predicted model, not a curated record. The coding region runs from base 1 to 1098 and encodes 365 amino acids. Lineage: Eukaryota; Fungi; Basidiomycota; Agaricomycetes; Boletales; Coniophoraceae.
AUGCACCAGAAUAUAUAUCAUCAGAUACAAGUGUCGCCCGUCGCUCUCGUCAGCUUCGAAUUCUGCCACUUCAACACAUCUCAUCCUCCUUUUCCCAUGGAUAUGUAUACAUACGUCGCCUUUGCAACACCUGCGCCGCCCGAGGAGCGUGAUUUAAAGCCUCCCCAACCGGUCAGCAAGGGUAAGAGGCGUGGUCGCCCUAUGAAAAACUCCGUGGGCGGUCACAAGAAGGUAUUAGAAUCAAACUUUAUCCCCAGUACAUCUGCAGAAAAGAUGACACCUUACCAGCGCUCUAACGAACCCGAGGACGGGAACCAUCACAGUACUGUCCAGCACAACGCGACGUUUAUGUAUAACGCGACCGAUUCAGGGCAACAUUAUAAUAAUGGCGGCAACGGAGAAGUAAAUCCCACCUAUUCUUCAGAGUUUCAAGGGCUCCAGAUCCGCGAUGAUGGCGAUGAGGACAGCAGCGGCAGCGACGAUGAUGAUGACGAUGCCGCCCAUGAGACCGUAGGCCCAAGCACAUCCUCCGGAACGGCAAACAGCAACAUAUGGGAGUCCUUGACCGAAAUGAACUACAACCACAGUGAUAGAGCUCGCUCCACAAUGAAGAGACACAGAAAAAGGCGGAUGCAUAUUUUGUCGGGCGAUUAUACAGAAUGCAGUAAAUGCUCAAAGCUGUUCCGGAAGCACGCGAAGGAAAACCUCAUUUGCGGCUGCUGCUGUCAGAAGAUGAGAGAAGAGCUAGAACGCGAAAACAAAGCGAGGUUGGAUUCUGUGAAAAACAUCAAGAUACAAAGCCAAAAGAAGACCGAGUCAGCGCUCGCGGAAGAUCGCCAGAUUUUGCGCCCAUAUUUCGCGCUUGGUGUAGGAUGCAAUCCGUUGCUCUCAGCUACGGACAGCGAAAUAGACACAUGGGUGGACAAGGAUAAUUGUAUUUGUGGCCUCUACGACGCACUCGCCCCAAUGGUACAGACUCUCAAGGAAGCGGAACAAGUGUCGUGUUGGGCGCGACUCCAGCGCCUGCGGAUGCAGAGCUCUAAGACGGAUGCAUGGCGAGCUUUUAAAGAGAAAUCCACGUUGCGCGAGGCACCUUGA